Messenger RNA from Brenthis ino (lesser marbled fritillary), 348 nucleotides. Lineage: Eukaryota; Metazoa; Arthropoda; Insecta; Lepidoptera; Nymphalidae. The record is from the annotation of a GenBank genome assembly.
AUGGCGAGUCAGACACAAGGAAUCCAGCAACUUUUGGCUGCUGAAAAGCGAGCUGCCGAAAAAGUAUCAGAGGCGAGAAAGCGAAAAGCGAAACGCCUAAAGCAAGCCAAGGAAGAGGCCCAAGAUGAGGUUGAGAAGUACAGACAGGAGCGUGAGAGGCAAUUCAAAGAUUUUGAGGCCAAGCAUAUGGGCACAAGGGAAGGUGUUGCCGCCAAGAUUGAUGCAGAGACAAAGGUGAAGAUUGAGGAGAUGAACAAAAUGGUCAAAGUACAACAGGAGGCGGUGAUCAAAGACAUCCUCAGCUUGGUGUAUGACAUCAAACCCGAGCUGCACGUCAACUACCGCUUA